Messenger RNA from Morone saxatilis (striped sea-bass), 2642 nucleotides. RefSeq names its product sideroflexin 5a (gene sfxn5a). Gene Ontology annotation, cellular component: mitochondrial inner membrane. Gene Ontology annotation, molecular function: citrate transmembrane transporter activity; monoatomic ion transmembrane transporter activity. NCBI's taxonomy places the organism in Eukaryota, Metazoa, Chordata, Actinopteri, Moronidae. The record is from RefSeq and is a predicted model, not a curated record. Gene Ontology annotation, biological process: monoatomic ion transport; citrate transport; mitochondrial transmembrane transport. The transcript has 14 exons. Bases 130 to 1098 code for a protein of 322 amino acids.
CGCACUGGACAGCUGACUGUUGAACGCGCAGCCCUGCAGCUGAAGUUUUUAUAAGUGUUGUUUUUUUUUGUAUUAAAUCAUCCUGCAGAAGGAUAGAAGUGGUGUAGGUUUGUGUAGGUUUGCAGCAGCAUGUCUGAAUAUCCGACAUUCCAGCAUGGCAGGUCUCGUUUCGAUCAGAGCACAUUUUUUGGUCGGUUCAGGCACUUCCUGGAUGUGAUUGACCCCAGCACGCUCUUCGUGACAGAGAAACAGCUGCAGCAGAGCGUGGAGCUGCUCCACCGUUUCAGACAGGGGACUCUUCCUCCAGGAGUGACAGAUGCUCAGCUUUGGCAAGCUCAGAAAAUAAAGCAGGCCAUCAUCCACCCUGACACGGGGGAGAAGAUCCUCAUGCCCUUUCGGAUGUCAGGUUUUAUCCCAUUUGGCACACCAGUGGUUGUUGGCCUCCUUCUCCCAAAUCAAACAUUGGUGUCAACUAUCUUCUGGCAGUGGUUAAACCAGAGUCACAAUGCCUGUGUUAACUACUGCAACCGCAACGCCUCCAAGCCGGCUCCAGUUUCUAAAUUCGUCCAGGGAUACCUCGGAGCGGUGACCAGCGCAGUCUCCAUUGCUGUUGGGUUGAACGUGUUAAUCCAGAAAGCCAGCCGCUUCAGCCCAACUACCAGGCUUUUGGUGCAGAGGUUCAUCCCCUUCCCAGCAGUGGCGAGUGCAAACGUCUGCAACGUGGUGCUCAUGAGACACUCGGAGCUGUCGGAGGGCAUCAACGUGCUCGACGACAACGGGAACGUGGUGGGAACAUCAAAAGUGGCUGCCAGGCAUGCACUUUUAGAAACAGCUGUGACCAGAGUGGUCCUACCCAUGCCCAUCCUGGUGCUCCCUCCCAUGAUCAUGGCUGUACUGGAAAAGCUUCCUCUCCUGCAGAGACACCGGAGGCUCGUCCUGCCCGUCCACAGCCUGGUGUGCCUGGCCGCCUUCGGCCUGGCUCUGCCUCUCGCCAUCAGUCUCUUCCCACAGAUGUCUCAGAUCAGCGUGAAUCAGCUAGAGCCGGAGAUCGCCAUGGCAACAGAUUGUAAGAUUGUGACGUACAAUAAAGGCCUGUGAGUGAUCUCGACUGCCCGGCGCAUGAACACAGGACCCGCCGCUCGUCACCGGUUCAAACGCCCCGAAGCUGCCAGAGAAUGAAUUAUGGUAAAUUUGGCUGUGUUAUCCAGUGAGCAGUUAGCAUAUGUUUACAGAGGGAGGCAGUUAAUAUGUUGUUUACGCCAGGACAAUGGUUGUUAAAUAAGCAAUAACACAUGAUGACAUAUUGUGAUAUAGGAAAAUAUACAUGAUCACACCUUGGCGAGCAUAUCUGUUUUCUGUUAUAUCUUGGAAUACCAAAUAACUCGAAGAUUAAUGGAAGACUUUUCUUGAUCCAUCUAGUUAGUGUGCUAUUUUCAGCAGAGAGAGGGUAGCAGCUAAUUUAUGAGCUUUUAAGUAGAGAUUAAUUUUCAUAAACAUGAGGUAAAAUAGGGGAAUGAAGAUAGGAGCAGGACAUGUCUUAUUGUUUGCAGUUGUCUGGAUUGCGUUUAAAUACUGUGAAUGAAAUCAGGAUAAAUGACUUAAAUUAAUUUUAUAUUGUUUAUAAAUUAAUACAGGAGUUCCCAACCUUAUCAAUAUUCAAUAUUUACCUAUAGGUAAAUGGGGCUGCACGAUAUGGUCAACAAUUGAUGGUGAUUCACGAUUAUGUGGGAUUUACAAUUUUCAACCAUGAUAAUGAUCCAAAAUUGAAUUUUCACAAAAAAAAAACAAAAAAACAACAGCUAUUAAAAUCAUGAUGAUCUGAUCCGGAAAACAAGAUUUGUAGACCAGUGCACCUCUGCAGCACUACAGUACUUAUAUAUUAUUACUCAUUAUAAUGCUGUUUGUCACACAUUUUUUUUUACCUGUAACCAAUACCAUAUGUUACAUGUCUUUAAGUUGGGAGCCGUUCAAUCAAAGUUUGAUUUUCUCCUCUCAGAUUGUUUCAUAAUAUAUCUUUGAAGGGCCUGAAAGGGUGAAACUACAGUACUUCACAUAAAAGAAAAGUCCUAAAAUAAACGUUGUUUUGUUUAUCAGAAAUAAUUUCUUUCUUAUUUCCUACCUGGACAAUCAUAUUGAAACCUACUACAUUAAUCUUGUGACCCCUCGUAGUGGUCUUGAUUUAGUGGAUGCAGAAACUCUAGCCAAAUGGAAAGCGUUGUUUUAGUAAAGUAUUUUUCGUGAGGUAUGAGGUUAUAGCAGGUUAUUUCUGUUGCAUUAUUAAAGACAAACUAAACCUUAAACUUAGGCCACCAGUAACUCUAUUUCAAAUGUACCCUAAAUGUGACACAUUCCUUUUAAACUCCACUGUGAACUGUAUAAAGAAAAGAUCAGAGUAACUUUAAAUCCCAAUAUUGGCUUUGGCUCUCUCAAACUGGAAUCUGGAGGUUGAGUCACUCAUGUAAUAAAACAACUGCUGUUGGUUGUAGUUUGAUGCCUGUAAAAUGAUUCAUCUUCCAGAUUUGCUGAAACUAUAAAACUCACAGUAAAAUAAGGAGAUUUCUAAAAGCAUUGUUGUUAAAAUGCUGCUCUGUCUUUUUUGUAUGUAUUUGUAUGAUUUAUAUAAACUUUUCUGUCUUCGAGUA